This is a messenger RNA of Botrytis porri, 1374 nucleotides long. RefSeq lists its product as uncharacterized. NCBI's taxonomy places the organism in Eukaryota, Fungi, Ascomycota, Leotiomycetes, Helotiales, Sclerotiniaceae. Bases 1 to 1374 code for a protein of 457 amino acids. The transcript is spliced from 2 exons. The record is from RefSeq and is a predicted model, not a curated record.
AUGAACUAUUCAACUGGCUUUGGUUCUUCAAACAAUUCGAUGGACUCAUCCGCCAUGAUCAACACGAGUGUUAGUUCUAGAUCGAAUUCACCAAAUCUUCGGGCUCCAGGAUUGUCAUUUAGCUUGACAAUCCGUUUGAAGAACCCAGAAACUCUGGAUGAUCCAUACAAGCCGCUUCAAUAUCCAUUGGCACCUGCAGAUUUCUAUUCUCGUUUUGCUGAAGCUGAUACUGACGCCGACAUGUAUUUCGAAACUGAAUUCAAUGACGGUAUGGAAGAAGAUGAGAGUGAAAGUCAGGGCAUGGUUGAAGACUAUGAGCCCGAAAUGGUGAGACUUGAGCGCGAAGAGACUCGAGGAACCAAUUUCAUCGAUUGCCGACAGUGCGCAUUCACUUUCGAUUACUCGCGAGCAUCAUUGUGGGUGCCUGGCUACAAACGUACCCCACCAAAGUCUUUCCGGUAUCCAAAUGAGAACACGCAUCCACAGAUCGUCCGAUGCCCAGAAUGUGCCACAGAGAACUGUAUGGGCUGUGAGAACUCCCCCCAUGACAAUUGCUGCUCAUACGCACAGUAUCGCGUUGUCUGGCAUGCUUUAUGCGCUGUCGAUGAUGCCAUCGUUCAGCACCGUGUAGGGUCUUCAUACCCCAGAACAAACAAUCCUCUUAGUGCUGCAGUAGUAAAAGCCCUUGACAUUCUGAUUGAGCACAUUCCAAAACAUGCCACCAACUCAUUCGCCUGUUGCGAACUCAUCCGAAAAAGCAUGUUGCUAGACCAGGUAGCAGUUACUAUCCACAACAUGAACGAAGAAAAUCGGUUCGAUACUGUCUGCUUACAGUCUUGGGUAUUUGUGCAAAUGCUCUCCCAGCGCCAAGAUCUCUGCGGCUUGUUGUUUGAAGAGAGACUCCAGUUUUUGAGAAACUUGUCUCCUGGUGUCAGGGUUCUGGGAUUUCCUGUUGCAUUCUUCAGAAUGGAGCAGGUUUUUGACGCUGAUCAAUAUGCGCCAUUGACCUAUCGUAUCUGGCCCAUUAUUCAACAGAGCUAUCAGUCGGCGCAUGAAUUUCUGCCUUCGAAUGCUCAACUGAACGAUGCAUGGCCCGCUGUAAUGUUGGCCCGAAACAUUGUUCAUCUUCACGAUGAGUUGAAACCUAAGUCCUCCCCACCACUUGAGCUCAUCAGAUUUGUUCAGGGCCAGAACUUGCAAUCUUUCGCAGCACGCCUCGAGGAAAUGCAUCGAGUUGAGGGAACUCAGUAUGGGGCCGUCUACACAAACAAUAGGACGGGACCAUCAUCUUGGGUUACGAAGAAGCGCUGCAAAGAGGAUCAGGAAGCUGUCAAGGAAGAAAAGGGAGGAAAGCGAAGAAAGACUACGAAUUAG